Ricinus communis (castor bean) is the source of this 3999-nucleotide messenger RNA. Its product is annotated as ethylene-overproduction protein 1. Bases 408 to 3302 code for a protein of 964 amino acids. NCBI's taxonomy places the organism in Eukaryota, Viridiplantae, Streptophyta, Magnoliopsida, Malpighiales, Euphorbiaceae. The transcript has 4 exons. Gene Ontology annotation, biological process: negative regulation of ethylene-activated signaling pathway. Gene Ontology annotation, molecular function: protein binding. The record is from RefSeq and is a predicted model, not a curated record.
GGCGAGAGAGAGAGAGAGAGAGAGAGAGAGAGAGAGAGAGAGAGAGAGUCAAGAAAAGAAAUAGAAAUAUAACCAAAAAAGAGAGAGUGGCCGUUUCAACGGCCACCUCCACCUCAUUACCAAAAAAAAAAAAAAAAGGAAAAAAGGAAAAACUUCAACGGCUAAGCCAUUAACAAUUUUUUUUUUUUUGUAAUUUCAAUUGGCUUUCUCGGGAAAAUCUCAUAGAAAGUCCUAGAAAAAUUUUCCACUAGCCUGCAUCUACCAUCGUCGCUCUUUCUGUUGUAUCCUCAUUCUUCAUACGGUGGUUUUUGCAGGCUGUAAGGUAUUUUCUUUUCUUGAAUUAAUUUGCAUUUUGUUUCAAUUUUGAUUAAUAAGUUUCUUUUUUCUUAAUUAACAAACAAAAAUAGAUGCAGCAUAAUAUAUUUAGUUCAAUGCGGAGUUUAAAGUUUAUAGAAGGAUGUAAAGGCACUCAGAUUUACGCUCUUAAUUCUAAUGGCCACGGCCACAGUCACUCCGCCGGUAGCGGCGGUGGCGGAGGAGGAGGUUAUGGAAGUGUCGGAGAAAAAUUUUUACAACACCUCCAUGACCUGAGAGUCAAUUCUGUUAGAGCAAAACCUAAUCGACCUUCACAAUCGCAGACAUCGUCUAAUCAAGACUAUAACAAAAACAUCGCCGUUGAAAAUCUUUUACCGUCUGGUUUACCUGAUACCGAUCUCCUCGAGCCGCAGAUCGACCUUUGUCUUAGGUCUGUUGAUUUCGUUGAAACCCUAGCUGAUGUGUAUCGUCAAAUUGAGAAUUCUACUCAAUUUGAGAAACAUAAGGUGUAUUUACAGCAAUGUGCGAUAUUUCGGGGUUUAGCCGAUCCUAAACUGUUUCGAAGGUCUCUCCGUGUGGCAAGACAACACUCUGUGGAUGUUCAUUGGAAGAUUGUGUUAGCUUCUUGGUUAAGAUUUGAGAGGAGAGAAGAUGAGCUUAUUGGUACAUCUGCUAUGGAUUGUUGUGGAAGGAAUAUUGAAUGUCCUAAGGCUUGUCUGGUUUCUGGUUAUAAUCCUGAAUCAGUUAAUGAUCAUUGUUUGUGUUCGGGGUCUUCUAGAGAUGAUAAUGGAUGUGGUGAGGGUUUUUUAAUAGGAGAUGAUGAGGAAUGUUCAACUUCUGAUGAAGAUUUUGAUAUGUCGUUUUGUAUUGGUGAUGAUGAGAUUAGGUGUGUGAGGUAUAAUAUUGCUUCACUUUCAAGACCUUUUAAAGCAAUGCUGUAUGGUAGUUUCACAGAGGCGAGGAGGGAGAAGAUUAAUUUCUCACAGAAUGGGAUUUCUGCUGAUGGAAUGAGAGCGGUAGAGUAUUUUAGCAGGACAAAAGGAUUAGGUUCUUUUGAUUUGUCUAUUAUAUUAGAGCUCCUUUCUUUGGCAAAUAGGUUCUGUUGCGAGGAAAUGAAGUCAGCUUGUGAUGCUCAUUUGGCAUCUCUGGUUUCUGAUAUGGAGGAUGCUGUGUUGCUAAUUGAGUAUGGAUUAGAGGAGACUGCAUAUCUUUUAGUGGCUGCUUGUUUGCAGAUGUUUUUGAGAGAGCUCCCUGGUUCACUGCACAAUUCUCUUGUGAUGAAAUUGUUUUGUAGUCCAGAGGGUAGGGAGAGAUUGGCUUUGGUUGGGCAUGCUUCCUUUUUGUUGUAUUUCUUCUUGAGCCAAAUUGCUUUGGAGGAAGACAUGAAAUCCAAUGCAACAGUGAUGCUUUUGGAGAGGUUGGGAGAAUGUGCAACUGAAGGUUGGGAGAAACAACUUGCUUAUCACCUAUUAGGUGUUGUGAUGCUUGAAAGAAAAGAAUAUAAAGAUGCUCAGAAUUGGUUUGAAGCAGCAGUUGAGGCAGGUCAUGUUUAUUCAUCAGUUGGUGUUGCAAGGGCAAGAUACAAACGGGGCCACAAAUAUUCAGCAUACAAGAUGAUGAAUUCACUGGUUUCAGAUUAUAAACCAGUUGGGUGGAUGUAUCAGGAAAGGUCUCUAUAUUGUGUUGGAAAGGAGAAGUUGAUGGAUUUGAACACCGCAACUGAAUUAGAUCCAACUCUUACUUUUCCAUACAAGUACAGGGCUGUUUUAUUGGUGCAGGAGAACAGAUUUGGACCAGCAAUCUCAGAGCUCAACAAAAUAAUUGGUUUUAAGGUCUCUCCUGAUUGUCUUGAAUUACGAGCGUGGAUUUCAAUUGCUUUGGAGGAUUAUGAAGGAGCUCUCACAGAUGUUCGAGCACUUUUAACUUUGGACCCAAAUUACAUGAUGUUUCAUGGAAAGAUGCAUGGUGAUCGCUUGGUAGAAAUUCUUCGCCCUCUUGUUCAGCAGUUGAGUCAGGCUGAUUGCUGGAUGCAACUAUAUGAUAGGUGGUCCUCCGUUGAUGAUAUAGGCUCCUUAGCUGUUGUACACCAUAUGUUAACAAAUGACCCAGGGAAGAGCCUUCUACGGUUUAGGCAGUCUCUCCUCCUUUUACGGCUAAAUUGUCAAAAGGCUGCAAUGCGUAGUUUGCGGUUGGCUAGAAAUUAUUCUAGUUCUGAGCAUGAAAGGCUUGUUUACGAAGGAUGGAUUUUGUAUGACACUGGCCAUCGUGAAGAAGCGCUAGCCAAGGCUGAGGAGUCCAUUUCAAUUCAGAGAUCAUUUGAAGCCUUUUUUCUCAAGGCAUAUGCUUUAGCAGAUUCAAGUCUUGAUCCUGAGUCAUCAAUGUAUGUUAUUGAACUUCUGGAGGAAGCUCUUAGAUGCCCUUCAGAUGGCCUACGGAAAGGACAAGCAUUGAAUAAUCUAGGAAGUGUCUAUGUUGAUUGCGAUAAGCUGGAUCUUGCUGCGGAUUGUUACAUGAAUGCACUCAAUAUUAAGCACACUAGAGCACAUCAGGGUCUGGCACGCGUAUACCAUCUCAAAAAUCAACGCAAAGCUGCAUACGAUGAGAUGACAAAACUGAUAGAGAAAGCCAGGAAUAAUGCAUCCGCGUAUGAGAAGCGUUCUGAGUACUGUGAUCGGGACAUGGCAAAGGGUGAUCUUAGUAUGGCAACGCAAUUAGAUCCCUUGAGGACAUACCCUUACAGAUACAGGGCAGCAGUAUUGAUGGAUGAUCACAAAGAAGCUGAGGCCGUAGCUGAGCUCUCGAAGGCCAUAGUUUUCAAGCCAGAUUUGCAGCUGCUACAUCUUCGAGCUGCAUUUUAUGACUCAAUGGGUGAUAAUAUCUCUACCAUUCGAGACUGUGAGGCUGCCCUUUGUCUUGAUUCCAGUCAUGGGGAUACCAUUGAGCUCUAUAAUAAAGCAAGGGAGCAUGCAGAUGAACAACAAAAGUGAGAAUAAGAAAUGUGUUGUCAACGCGUUACAUCUUUAUGAAGCCAAUAUUUUAAUUGCCGGCUCUCCUCUAUUUAAUUUUUUUGGGUACAAGAAAGGUCAGUGAUUGUCCUGGCUAGUCAUUUUUUUGGAUUUUCUCUCUAGGAAAAUCAAGAUGAAGAUGUGUCAGGCAAUUCUAUAGGAAAGAAAAGAAGAAAUCUAUUUUUAUUGUUAUUUUUUAAUUUUGGGGGAAAAGAGGAGGAAAGAAAAAUUAGGGAGUGAGAUAGCAUGUAAAUAGAUGUAUUCUACGUUUAUAUUUUGGGAUUAAUGUAUGAUAUAAGUGCUGCAGACUGUUUCUGCCGCUACUCCCCAAAUUUCCACUUCAGCAAAGAUUGUAAUGGAAGUACCACAGUCAGAAAGAAAACAUGUACAUGAAUGGAAGCCUGUGUUCAAGUCUGUCCCUAUUAGAGGUUUACAGAUAAUCUUUUUUCUUUUUCUUUUUCUUUUUGGUCUUUUUCAUGCGAAGCAUUUACAAUGUACUGUAACUCUUCUGAUACUGUCUUUGUAAUGAUUUACGAGCUUCACAAUUUUCCAACGUAUCAAGUACUCUUGGAAGAGACUUAAUCCUCACAGCUCGAUAUUUCUCAAUUGAUUCAAGGCUCUACUUGUAUGCCAUUGUAUAUACUUUAUUUACUAUAAUUAUUUUUAAUUUCUCCUAGCA